Symbiodinium sp. CCMP2456 is the source of this 2863-nucleotide messenger RNA. NCBI's taxonomy places the organism in Eukaryota, Dinophyceae, Suessiales, Symbiodiniaceae. The record is from the annotation of a GenBank genome assembly.
GCUUUACGAUCUCCCAAAGCCCAAGGGCAAGGGGUCUGGCAAGGGUGCGCCUCCUCCCCCGCCGCCGAAAGGUGCUGGCAAGGCUGGUCGUGCUGGCGUUCCAGCUUUGCCGAUAGGUCGUCGGCUUUCAUUGAAGCCGAGCUCUGGAGAGGCCGAGGCCUUCUGCCGCGUGAGCACAGCCAGGGGUGAGGAAGGUGGGCGCCAAAGGGCCUUGGCGAGUGCCAGGCGGCGGCUAGCAGCGGAGGCUCCAAUGGAGCUUCAGCUGGAUUUAAUGGAACUUCAUGGCGCCUUCGCGGCCAGGCCGCCCAAGGCGGCCAAGCCGAAGAAGAACCAAGAAAAGCGGAAGGAGCUUCUGCCUCGAGGUGUUGCUCAAAACAUUGCAAUCGCACUAGCGAGGUUGGGGGCCAGCGGUGCAACGGACUUGGUUGAGGCGCUCAGGGCCCUCAGUGGUGACACCGAAGUGCCUCCGGCACUGUCUGUCUCGGUGUCGGAGGCCGCAGCCCGGCUGUUGGACGUGUGGCCGGAGGAGAAGGUGCUAGCACCACUGUUGGAAUUUGCUGCCACGGACAACGACCGGGAGUCUCUGAGAGACGUUGAGAAGCAGCUACUGCCGCUGGUGGCUAUUCCUCGGGUCCGCCAGCGGCUGCGUCUCCUAGUUCUUGCCGGCACAGUUGGCAAGCGCGUCGAAGAGGCCCUGGCACUGCUGGAGCAGGUCCGGCAAGCGGCCUUCCAAAUCCAGAAUUCGGCUUUCCUGCGAGAGCUCUUGGCCAUCAUCGUACUGCUUUUCAACUACGUGAAUUUCGGUUCCGCGCCUCCCAAGGAGGACGAUACGUCUAGUCGAGCGCCACUGAGAGGUGUCGACGUGCCAAGCCUCCUUCGCCUACGCGAAACAAAAGCGUUCAAAGGGGACUUCGCUGGCUUCAACAUGUUGCACUUCGUGCUGAAACAGCUGCUUCGCCAACAGGAGACCUGGGAAAAGGUGAAGCUCGACGAGGAGCUCUCCUCGUUGAAACGUGCGGCGCGGGUGCACCUGGAUCGCUUGCAUGGCGAUCUCGAGGAGCUUCAGGAGGACUUCCUCUUCGUGCAGGGUGAGCUCCGCGAGCAUCGCAAAGAGUACACUGGGCUGCCCGACACUGACGAUGAGGCCGAAUGCCAUCCUACCCAGCCGUCCAACUGGGGCUUUCUUGAGCGGUUGCUCGCAAGGGGUCUGGACUUGGCGUCGCUGGCAGAGGCCUGGCUCCGUGGCGAGGAGGUGGUUGGGCGCCCGUAUCAUCCAGAGGUCGGGGUGUUCCGGGCCUUCGAGCCAUGCUCCAACGAGGCAGGAGUGGCACCACCGCCCGGCUGGCUGUGGCUUUCCCAAGCUUCUGGCCGGUGGCAGAGAUGUUGGUCUGAGGUUCGAGGGCCAAUCCUCGUGCUGUACAAAGUCGACCAGCGCAACUGCAUCGGGGCCACCUAUGCAGCACUCCCGGGCGCGAUGGUGUCCAAGCUCCCGGAGCUUCGAGAGGAGGAAGAUUCCCACUGGGCGCUGAAGGAGGACGGACCUCGUGAGAGCGCCCCGAGCGAGGCGUCGACCACGACGACCGACAACGGCCAGGCACCAUCGCACACGGGCGAGAGCCCUCGUCGUGUCUCCGGUGGGCUCGGCUUCGAGCUGAUUACUGCUGGUGGCUCCGGCGGGCGCGGGCGUUUGCUCCGCCUCUCUGCGGCCACGAAGCGGGAGGCGCAGUCGUGGCGUCAUCUGCUUGAAACCGUUGCCGAACAACCAGGAGCCGGUUACGUCACAGUUUCGCAGGUUGCGAGUCAAGGGGGGCGAAGUCCGUCAAAGCAGACGCUCUUCUGUGCAGCGGCUCACGGAGAGCUGUCAGCCUUCAGCAGGCCGCGCGACGCCCUCGAGGCAUCUCCACCGGUCUUCUCGUGGAAGCUUUCGGACUUCGCGACGUGCCGUGUCGGCUUCGGGAGCUUCGAGCUCCGACGGCGCGAGGGAGACGGAGAUCCUGCUGAGCCGGAGACAUGGCACUUCACCUGCCAGGACGUGUCCGAUGCGCCUCGGUGGGUGGAGCUCCUGUCCCAGACGGCAGAAGUCCUCGAGGUAGGACCCCACAUGGCAGUGGCCGAAGAGGCCAAGGCCGUCGAAGGGCGCUCGGUACUGGAGUUGCCUGCAAGGAUACUCGAGGAGGCGCGCGCAGCGGAACCGGUGCGGAUGGACUCCACCAGCUUGGAGCAGGCCUUCGGGCCUGCAGGCCGCACGGAAGGACUGAGGAAAGCACUUGGCGAGGCCCGGGAAGCCCGCAGCGACACGACGUGUUCGGAUUCGGAAGCGGAGACAAGCUUCGAAACGGAGUCGAUCUGUUCAAGCAGUGCCAUGCUUGCUCGAAACAGAGAGACCGAGGAGCCCGAGAUCGCCGCGACCGUCUCCACGCUUCCAGAACUUGAGAUCGCCCUCAGACGCCAGCUUCGACGCUUCGAGCAGGCACUACAGGCAACGGAGGCGGAUUGCCAGGAGCUCCAAUGCUACUUCGGCAUUGACACCGCGGAGUGUUGCAGGAAAGAUUUGAGCACAAAUGCCUCCCGACUGCUGGAAUCGCUGAGCGACUUCGUGGUGCAGAUCAGAGGCGCCUGGGAAGACUUGGAGAAGCAUGCCCAGUCAAAGCACGGGCGGCCUUCGGAGACUCCCCGGAAGACCCCGCGAAAGACGUCCAGGGAAGCCUCGCAGUCGUCCCUGCAGCCAUCAGUACAGGAGCUGCAGCCCAUUCGGCCGGCUGUUGCAUCUGUGCCGCAGGAUGCUGACCAACUACGUGAGUGGCAGCGGCUCAAUCAAAUACGGGAGUGGCAUCGUCUCAUGUCCAUGUCCGGGCGUCGGUAA